AUGAUUGUAUAUACAAUACUACUAUUAUUUUUAACAAUUAUAAAUGCUGAUUUCAAUUCAUCUUUUCAAUAUAGAGGUAUAAGCUUAGGUGGUUGGUUAGUGUUAGAACCUUAUAUAACCCCAACUUUAUUUAAUGAUACAUUAUUAAAUAAUGAAACCUUCAAGGAUAUACCGGUUGAUGAAUUCCAUUAUUGUUCUAAAUUAGGUACAGAAGAAGCUAAAAGUAGACUUGAAAAUCAUUGGGAUACUUUUUAUAAUGAAACUGAUUUUGAGCAAAUCAAAAGUUAUGGAUUAAAUAUGGUUCGUAUACCUGUUGGUUAUUGGUCUUUUAAAAAAUUUAAUAAUGAUCCAUAUGUUCAAGGUGCUCAAGAUUAUUUAGAUAAAGCUAUUGAAUGGUGUUCCAAAAAUGAUUUGAAAGUAAUGAUUGAUUUACAUGGUGCUCCUUUUUCACAAAAUGGUUUUGAUAAUUCUGGGUUAAGAAAUAUUGGGUACCCUGGUUGGCAAAACAAAACUGAAUAUGUAAAUCAAACUUUGGAAGUAUUGCAGUUGAUUUAUGGAAAGUAUGGAUCAAGUACUUAUUCAGAUACAGUAAUUGGAGUUGAAGUUUUGAAUGAACCAUUAGGACCAAAGUUGAACAUGAACAAAAUCAAGAAAUUUUAUAUUGAUUCAUAUAAUGACGCAAGAGUAAUUCAAGAAGUUAACAAUACUUUAUUUUAUCAUGACGUAUUUGAGAGUAUUGGUUACUGGGACUCAUUUUUUAAAGAUGGUAAUUUAACCUAUAGGAAUGAUACAAAUGAAACAAUUCACGAAUCUACAGACUUCACAAAUAUAGUGGUAGAUCAUCAUCAUUAUGAAGUAUUUGGAAAUGUAGUAGGUGAUAAUGUAUCUCAACAUCUACAAAACAUAGAAAACUACGCAUCAUCAAUAGCUGAUGAGAAACACCCAGCAAUAGUUGGUGAAUGGUCUGCUGCAUUAACUGAUUGUACACCAUGGUUAAAUGGAGUUGGAUUAGGUAACAGAUACGAAGGCUCUGAACCUUACGAUAAUAAACCCUUUGGGAAAUGCUCAACAAAGAAAUGGUCAACUGAAGAUAUAAAAGAUCAUAGAAGAUUUGUUGAGAUGCAAUUGUAUCAAUAUGAAAAAAAUACUCAAGGUUGGAUUUUUUGGUGUUGGAAAACUGAAGGACAAGCUGUGGAAUGGGAUUUUAAACAAUUAGUUGAGUUAAAAGUUAUUCCACAACCUCUAAAUGAUUACCAGUAUAUUAAAAAUGGGAAGGAUAUCAGUGGAGCUUCUACAUUAAAUUUAAAUCUAAACAUUUAUCAUUAUUUGACAUUUGCAUUUAUUGUUUUAAGCAUUUUAUAG
Messenger RNA from Lodderomyces jiufengensis, 1362 nucleotides. RefSeq names its product glucan exo-1,3-beta-glucosidase (gene EXG2). Lineage: Eukaryota; Fungi; Ascomycota; Pichiomycetes; Serinales; Debaryomycetaceae. The transcript has a single exon. Gene Ontology annotation, biological process: glucan catabolic process. Gene Ontology annotation, cellular component: extracellular region; cell surface. The record is from RefSeq and is a predicted model, not a curated record. Gene Ontology annotation, molecular function: glucan exo-1,3-beta-glucosidase activity. The coding region runs from base 1 to 1362 and encodes 453 amino acids.